Molecule: messenger RNA, 793 nt
Organism: Carica papaya (papaya)
Lineage: Eukaryota; Viridiplantae; Streptophyta; Magnoliopsida; Brassicales; Caricaceae
Gene: AGL33
Product: AGAMOUS-like 33
Molecular function (GO): protein dimerization activity; DNA binding
Source: RefSeq, a predicted model, not a curated record
GAUGGGGAAGAGGAAAUUAGUGAUAAAGAGGUUGGAAACACUGAAGGAAAGACAUGCAAAAUUCUCAAAGAGGAAAAAAGGAAUUCUGAACAAGGCAAAGGAGUUUUCUGUUAUCUGCGAUAUUGAUUUAGCUCUCGUCAUGUUCUCUCCAUCUGACAAACCCGUCACUUAUUUUGCUCAUGACAAGGAUCUCGGCUACUUUGUGGAGAAGAUGGAGAAAACAAGUGCCCGUGAUCUUGAAGAAAGGAGGGAGUCUACUAAUAAGUUGCUGAAAAAGAUUUUCCAGAAAAAUGUGGAAGCUGAGGUGGAUGUAAGAAGUUUCUCUGCAGACGGGGAUGAUACUGUCAAGGUGCAGGAGGCUCAGUUGGAGGAGAUGAAGAACAGGCUUGACGAGAGGAGAAAAGCACUGGAGGAUUUUAAAAAUCCAAGAAACGUUCAGGAUUUGAACCAAAUCAAAAGCAUGAAGGAACACCUGAUUACAUCUCUUGAGAGGAUACAAAAGAAGAAGAACCGACUCCUGGGGAAGUAUCAAAUGGAACGAGUAAUCAAUGCCAGCUCCGGGCCAGGAGCUGUAAACUUGGCACAUGGGACCUUUGGAGACAAGAACUAGAACUAUCAUGAUGGCUCUUUUACAUUGUUCUUGUUUAAAUUAAGAACUGCAACUCUCUUUUAAAAGUUUCAAUUAGGAAUUCCAUUCUGCUUUAUAAAUACUUUAUAUAUCAGUAAUUAACUAAUGAAGAAACAUAUGUAAUUAGAAGGAUGUGAUUGUUGAGAUUUUGAGAUCCAGUGGUAG